GGGUGUACUGUAGGUCAGGGCGUGAGUGACAUGGCUGCUCAAGCUCGAGCUCUCGUAGCGGCGCGAUGGCUCGCGGACGCUGUCAAAAGCAACCGAGUUGGACCAAAUCUGCGGAUAUUAGAUGCAUCUUGGUAUUUACCUAAAAUGAAACGCAAUCCCAGGGCCGAGUUCGAACAAAUUCACAUCCCCGGAGCUUCGUUUUUCGACAUUGACGAUUGUUGUGACAAAAGCUCAGAGUUUGAUCACAUGCUGCCUACCGACGGCGAGUUUGCAGACUAUGUGAGUAAUCUGGGAAUAGGCAACAACACUCAUGUUGUCGUUUACGAUGCCAGCGACUUUGGCUCGUUCUCUGCGCCACGGGUGUGGUGGAUGUUUAGGGUGUUUGGGCACUAUUCCGUGUCGGUUCUGGACGGCGGGUUAAAGAACUGGUUAAGGGAGGGUCAUCCCGUUACCGACCAAUAUAGUAAACCAGCGCGUACCGACUUCAAAUCGUCCUUUAACAAGUCCUGGGUCAAAACUUAUGAAGACGUUUUGAACAAUAUUAAAACCAAUGCAUUUCAAGUAGUCGACGCCAGAGCCAAUGGAAGAUUUCGUGGGGUUGAACCAGAGCCAAGGGCAAACACAGAGCCUGGUCAUAUUCCUGGAUCGAUCAACAUGCCUUUUCAGAGCUUCAUGGACUCGACAUCAGGUCUAGAGCAUCCUGUGGAGGAACUCACCAAGCUUUUCCAGCAGGCUGGAGUUGACAUGCAGAAGCCCUUCUGGGUCACCUGUGGCUCAGGUGUGACAGCCUGUCACAUCGCCCUCGCCGCUCACCUGUGCGGCCACCCGGGGGUCUGUCUGUACGAUGGGGCAUGGGCCGAGUGGUUCACCAAGGCUGCACCUGAAAAUGUGAUCAGUGAAGGAAAGGGAAAACGGCCAUGAUUAAUGGUUUCUUAGACCCGUACCACACCUCUUCUUUGGAAUAAAGAACUGAUGACUAAUGGUAUCACAAGACUAGUAAUUGUCUUGUAAUUUUCUUUCUGAAACUAUUGCACAAUAAGGUUAUUAAGUACUGCACUAUUCUACUACUACUGCAUAUGCAUUUAAGCUUUUUCUGGUUAAAAUAAGAGUUAUAUAAAUCUAGGAAUAGAGUUAAAAGAAUUCAUAGCUCAAUUCAGCUGUCCAGAAUAGAGAUGUUCAGCAUUUCAGAAAAAGCCUCUAGAAUGUUAUCAGAAAAAAAUUUAAAUGACGUUAAAAGGAUAUUUUUAUAUCAAUAUAUUUUAAUUAUUGUGCAUUUAAAAUAACAUUGCAGACCUGAUAGCCUGUAUGAAAAAAAAUAAUUAUGCCAAAUAUAAUUUUUAGGCAAUAGAAAUGUGAUGUUACUAUUUUCUUCUUAGUUUAAAAAGUAAGCAAAAUAUAAUUAGUGACCUAACCCAGUUGUUCCUGUUUUCUUUAUAUUUCAGAGUUUAUCUAAUAAAUGCAAUAUACACAAAUA
Ctenopharyngodon idella (grass carp) is the source of this 1474-nucleotide messenger RNA. It is a transcript of the gene mpst, whose product is annotated as mercaptopyruvate sulfurtransferase. Bases 31 to 921 code for a protein of 296 amino acids. Gene Ontology annotation, molecular function: thiosulfate-cyanide sulfurtransferase activity. Gene Ontology annotation, biological process: transsulfuration. The record is from RefSeq and is a predicted model, not a curated record. Gene Ontology annotation, cellular component: mitochondrion. NCBI's taxonomy places the organism in Eukaryota, Metazoa, Chordata, Actinopteri, Cypriniformes, Xenocyprididae. The transcript is spliced from 2 exons.